AUGGUCGGGGAUCCGGCGGCCGGCGUCGAUUUCGGUGGGUCCCUCAACAACAUCAUUGCGAAAGCAACCUUCAUCUCGAAGACCGGGAAGACUUGGCACGAUGGCUCACCUCUGGACACACGCCAGCGUGCGGAUUCUGCUCCGCCUCCCUUGGUGACGAGCUUCCAGGUGCCAGAAGACAGCGACCG
Symbiodinium necroappetens is the source of this 188-nucleotide messenger RNA. NCBI's taxonomy places the organism in Eukaryota, Dinophyceae, Suessiales, Symbiodiniaceae. The record is from the annotation of a GenBank genome assembly.